AUGGCUUCCCACCCGUCGCCGCCGCCGGCACACCCCAUACCACCCGCUCCCACCACCAUAAGUGACCUCGACGACUACCUGCUCCGAGAGAUCUUCCUCCGCCUCCCGAACUUCCCCAGCCUCGCCUCUGCCGCCCUCACCUGCUCCGGCUUCCUCGGCGCCGUCCGUUCGUCCCGCGCCUUCCGCCGCCGCUUCUGCGCGCUCCACGCACCCCCGCUCCUCCCUCGCUUCCUCGCAUACACAAUAAUGGCCUUCCCCACCUCACGACGGCCCUUCGCCGGAUUCACCCACCUCCUAGACGACGACGAUUCUGACUGGCGGGUCGAUUUCUCCAAUCCUUCGGCCUACAAUGGCGGCUGCAUGGCCAUCAAACACCCGAUCAUCAAGCAGGGAGUUUGGUACAACCCCCAAACGAUGGCUCUGUUUCUCCGCCCCAAGGAGCACCAUGACAUGCCCGACGGCACCUCCCUUGGGUUCCACACAUUCUGCUCCGAAGAGGAUCAGAGGCCGUCCCGUGUGGUAUGUGUCCGUCAAGACUACUCAUGGGAUAGGCUACGCAUCGCUGUCUUCUCAUCGGACACCAUGGAGUGGCAGAUUUUUCCGGAGAUUGCGACGCUGCUGCCUCAGGGCUUCAGGCGCACAGCCUGCACCGUGCUAGAUGGGUUUAUCUGUUGGCAAACCGAGUCCAUCAUGGGGGUGUAUGUCAGCGAGUACGUUUUCGUGCUCAAAACAGAUACAUUUCAGUUCUCUCGAAUGGAUCUGCCGCCGCCCUUGAGAGUGGUACACCAAAAAUUUAAGAUUGGUCAGACCAUGAUGGAAAGCUCUGUAUCGUAG
Triticum turgidum subsp. durum (durum wheat) is the source of this 834-nucleotide messenger RNA. The record is from the annotation of a GenBank genome assembly. Lineage: Eukaryota; Viridiplantae; Streptophyta; Magnoliopsida; Poales; Poaceae.